Messenger RNA from Pelobates cultripes (western spadefoot toad), 7843 nucleotides. Lineage: Eukaryota; Metazoa; Chordata; Amphibia; Anura; Pelobatidae. The record is from the annotation of a GenBank genome assembly.
AUGCCGGACCCAGGCCCUGGCGGGUACGCCAGGGAAGACCUAACCAUUCUCUCAUAUAAUGUACACGGCUUAAACGUCAGAGAAAAACGCACAAGACUUCUGCGGGAUCUGAAACACUAUAGGGCGUCAAUAGCGUUUCUCCAAGAAACGCACUUUCAAGAAGGCAGAGCACCGGCACUGCGAGAUCGCAAUUUUAGAACGGGAUAUUUUAGCAACAACCCGGACAGACGCACGCUGGGAGUAGGUAUCAUAUUCUCCAGCAGAACCCCAUACACGGAACAAGCCACAGUAAGAUGCAAACAGGGCAGGUAUAUCUUCACUAAAGGCACGAUCCUCGAACAAACCUACACGUUCGCCAAUAUAUACGCCCCGAACACGAAACAAUUCCCUUUCCUUCGGAACGCACUGAACACCCUGAUGAAGUUCGCAGAAGGCACUCUGAUCGUGGGGGGAGAUUUGAACCUGACUAUGCACCCAGACCAAGACUCCACAUCGGCACUCGGCAGAACCCCGCAUAAUCGACACGCGAACACACUCCGUCUACUGCACCAACACCAAUUGGCGGAUUGCUGGAGAGCGCUGAACCCAACAACGCGGGACUACACGUUUUACUCACAAACCCAUGCAACAUACACGAGGCUAGACUACUUCUUACUAGCACACCACGAUUUGGCCCUACUCAAGGCGGCAGACAUACUGCCGAUGACGUGGUCGGACCAUUGCCCGAUCCGCAUACGGAUGACAUCACCGUUAUUUAAACCCAGACAGAUGUCCUGGAGACUGAACGAAUCAAUCCUAUCGGAUGUGACAGUGGCUGAUAAAAUAGGCCAAACCAUACGAGACUACUUCCAAGAUAAUGAAACGGAGGACGUGACACCAAUGACAUGCUGGGAAGCACACAAGACGGUAACAAGAGGCCAGAUUAUAGCAAUAUGCGCGAACCGCAAAAAGACGGCGGUACGGGAAAUAACCAGGCUGAGCAGCGAAAUUGCGACCCUGGAAGCCAGACAUAAAAGAACCUUAGAAACAACAAUAUACAGAGAGCUAACAGAUAAACGCAACCAGCUCACAGCGCACCUUAACAGGAGGAUCCAACGCGCAUACGAACACUACAGACACAUGAUACAUGAACACGGAGACAAGUGCGGGAGACUGCUGGCGAACCUCCUGAGGCAACGUAAGACACAAUUGUAUAUACCGAAAAUAAAAAACGCACAGCAGCAAAUCAGACACCUCCCAGACCAAAUAGCAACGGAGUUCCAACGAUACUACCAGGACCUUUACCACCUCCGCAAGGAAGCACAGGACGACCAGAGACAUCAGAAAACGGCAGACAUACGCCAGUACCUGAACUCAGCAAACAUACCAGAUAUAACGGGAGCAGAGAAAGACGCGCUAGAAGCACCUAUAACACCCGAAGAGUUGGCAUACGCCAUCAAGAAAGCUAAAAUGGGGAAGGCACCGGGGCCGGAUGGACUGCCCCUCCAAUACUACAAGGUCUUCACGCAAGAGCUUCAGCCGAAACUACUUAAAGCCCUGAACUCCAUACAGGACGGAGCUGCACCUACGGCCCAGUUCACCUCAGCAAACAUUACCCUGCUACCAAAGGAGGGCAAAGACCCGACAUUGUGCCCAAACUACCGCCCGAUUUCGGUACUCAAUACAGACAUCAAACUUCUGGCAAGCAUCCUGGCAGCGAGACUAGCGCCGCUGCUGCCAGGCUUAAUACACCUGGACCAAACAGGGUUUAUCCCGGGCAGAGAGGUGCGUGACAACACCAUCAGAGCCCUGAACAUCAUCGCACACGCUAGAGCACUCGGGACACAGACCCUCCUCCUGUCCACAGACGCGGAAAAGGCGUUCGACAGGGUGGACUGGGAUAUGAUGUUCGAGACCCUCCAAGCCUACGGGAUGGGACCUCACUACCUUACAUGGGUACGGGCCCUCUACACCAGCCCGACGGCACGAAUCCGGAUAAACGGGGCACUGACGGACCCGUUCCAGAUAUACAAUGGAACCAGACAGGGGUCACUCUCUCCCCUAAUCUUCGCGUUGACGCUGGAGCCGUUUCUGCGGAGGAUCAGACAGAACGUAAACAUACAGGGCCUCACAGUUGGACAGGUACAACACAAAACACUAGCAUAUGCGGACGACCUGCUGUUCGUGGUCACACGUCCAGAGACCACCUUACAGGAGAUACAGGCAGAAUUUAAAGAAUAUGGGCUGAUCUCCAACCUCCAGAUAAACUACGCUAAGUCGGAGAUCCUCAACCUCACCAUAGAUCAAGCCCACAAACGGACACUUCAAAGACUGCACCCAUACCGCUGGUGCGACCUCCGUAUGCGGUACCUAGGGGUGUGGCUCACUCCCACCCCGGGAGACCUAUACAUCCACAACUACCUCCCUAUACUUAAAAAAGCAACGGAGGAACUAAAUAAAUGGAGCUCCCUCUACGCAUCAUGGCUAGGAAGAGUAAACGCCGUAAAGAUGACGCUACUACCGAAACUUCUCUUCGUGUUCCAAACGGUGCCAAUUCUAGUCCCACAAGCCUUCUUUAAGACGAUACAGGCGGAGGUCCGCAAGUUCGUAUGGAAGGGCAAAUCCCCACGCAUAGCACACGCUCAACUAACCCUGCCUAAACUCCGAGGAGGCCUGGCGCUCCCUGAUUUCGAAAAGUACUACCAGGCAGCGCACCUCACCAGAAUAGUCAGCUGGUCGGUUGCCAGCGGAACGAAACCAUGGACCCAGCUAGAAUCCGACAUCACGAACGGUGACCUUCGCACGCUACCGUGGAUACCCAGAGCCACUUACAAACAUAAACAUAUCACCAACCCAUUCGUGGCGGCGACCAUGAAUGUAUGGCACAGGGAAGGCACGAAGCAAUACCUCACGACGGAUCCAGGCCCGCUACUGCCGUUGAGAGGAAACCCAGACUUCCCAGCAGGAGACCACGGCCCCAUGCCAGGCCCGAGGGGACGCACAACGACUCCUCGCAUGUUGGAUGUCCUCCAACGCCCAUUUGAAGUCCGCGGCGUCACAGACCUCUUUCCUGAUCGAACGCUCACCUUUGCACACACACUGGCGAGAGCACAAAUAGUAGGGUAUGCUCGGUCUAUCCCGCAAAAACCAUCACUACUGAGAGACCCCACACAAUUCGAACUACUCUGUACGCAAGAAACCGAAACCCCACGUGCCAUUUCACAGAUAUACGCAAUGCUGGUUACAGGAAGGUAUAUACUGGCACCCCCUUGCAUGAGAAACUGGGAGGAAGACCUGGAAGAACCCAUGACAGAAGCAGCCUGGGACAAAAACAUCACCCUGAUACAAAAAACACCUAGCUCGGCAAGGCUGCAAGAAAACUCAUACAAAAUAUACACCAGGUGGUACCUGACACCGACGGCGAUCCACGCCAGGAAUCCGGAAGCCACAGACUCCUGUUGGAGAUGUGGAAAAGAGAGAGGAACAUUCAUACACACCUGGUGGACGUGCUCCCGACUCCGACCAUUCUGGAACACGAUCAGAGAGGUAAUACAUGAAGUAACGGACGAAAUGCUCCCGAGUUCCCCAGCAACGUUCCUCCUACACCACACGGAGAUGUCUAUACCGACAUACAGUAAAUCUGUCAUCCCACGACUACUAAACGCAGCCAAAGCAACGGUCCCAAUAUACUGGAAGCAGGCCACCACACCCUCCAUCGCAAGAUGGGUGGAAGAGGUGGAAGCAACUAGGAAAUUCGAAGACGUGAAGGCAACUACCCCGAACCUUAGAGAUCGCUACACCAAACGCUGGUUUCACUGGCUCAGACUAACCACCACUGACGCUUUCCGUAACCGCAUGGUGACGCAGUAGACGAAGGAGGAGAGUAUUAAGCCAAAAUAAAUACGGCACGAAUAUGAGAAGCUGGGGACCGACGAACCGAGACGGCGACAGGGGUCGGAAACACCCACCAUCACCAACCCACAACACCCACAUGCACAUACACAACACACAACUUGCCGACACAUAUAGUCGCACACCCAAAGGACAACAGGAGGCGGGACAAUGAGCAGGUCAGUCGGGAACAUACACAAGUAAACACACAACACAUACGAGCAACAGCAUGCCAAGACUUUAAACUACACAACCUGAACCAAGACCCACUACAAACACACGGACAGCCAAGACAUAGAACAAACGGCCACUGCAGUCAGAUAAUAACAGACGAGAGUUGCGAAACCACAUGAUCUGAGAGCCACACACAUCCACAACCCAAACACAGACCUUGGCGAUCUAACCCAAAACCCACAGAACAACACCACAUCCACGCACACAGGUGAACCCACCUCAACGCGACGACACCAAGACACACAGACAGUGACUCAGACACACAAACCGGAACCACAAAGACGCAACAAUAGAGGCAGACACACAGAGCUCCAGAAUAAAGCAACACUACAUAGACAUAACCAUGGAAACACGCAAUAGAGGUGACACAGACUUACCGCAGAAGGCUUCACCAUCACCAGUAGAGGGGAAGGACACGAAACACACAAAACAAAUACAACCCCAAUAUGCACGAGCGGGUAGCCACGAGACACACUAGAACUCAGGGCUACAGACAAAAGAUCAGAACGCGUAAACACCAACUCACUUUCGCAAGAUGGGCCUUCACUGCAGUUUACGGCAACAGGGAUAAAUACGCAAACACAGGCAUCUCAGAAGAAAACAGUGUAUCAUUAACGAACCACACUAACACCAUUUAAUGAGCCGAUAGCUGAACACAUGAUACUAACUGCCACCCCAAAUAGCCACCACAUACCUGACGAAAACGCCCUAACAACGCAAUACCAAGCAAGCUCACCACCUUUUGCAUGUCUAGCCCUGCAAGGCUUAUAAAUGUCUAAUAUUAGUCAUUGCAUGUUUAUAUUGACUUAUACGCCUCUGCGCAGGCAACUAUGUGUUACUCUGAGUUAACUGGAAUAUGUCGGCCUCACAUUAUAUACACUUUCAACGUGCACGCCUCUGCGUAGGCAAUUAUAUGCAUGAAUGUUACCAAGUUCAACACCCGUGUUUAUAUUGCUGACAAUAAACAUAUUUAAAACAAAAUAACUGUAUGAGAUACCAAAAUUUUUACAAACCCAAAAAUAAUUAUGUAUACAACGAAAAAAAAAAGCAUACCAGACCUAGUGAAAAGAAGGACAAGAGUCAACCAAUAAGCCCCCAACGUUUCGGCAAAAUGCCUUUAUCAAGGGAGCGUCCCUUUAAGAUUUUUAAACUCAGAUUAUUCAUACAAAACUGAAACAAUUUCUAAAAAAUAAUACCAAGGUGACAAAAUUUUUUUAUUUAUUUUUAUUUAUUAUUCUUAUGUAUUCUCCUAUAAAAUUGUUCUUCAUUUAUUUAAUGUAGUUGUAAGCAGAAAAUGAAAGUCAUAAUUUUCUCAGUAUUAAAAUAACAGAUGUAUUCAUGCUUCCUGUGUCUCCAUUCAUAUAUCACAGCAAUAAUGUAUACAUUCUGCCCAAUAUGUUAUUUUAUUAUUAAAUUAUUUCACCCUUUGAAUUUAAAACACUGAAAAUGUGGGAGGCCAUAUUUCUGCUCCAGUUUCUGAAAGAGGUGUUUCACAGGUCACGGUUUGGCAGAUAUUUCUAAGCAGAGAAUUAUUGAUAGAAACGCAGAGUACAAUGUAAGUCGCUUGAUGCUAAAGAAAUGUCACGGCUUCUGAACCCGCGCUGACCAUAAGAGAACGUGGAUUCUGAGCCACGACAAAGGAGUAUACAAAUAAGAAAUAAAAGAACGAAGAAAUGCAUAACAGCAGGUAAAACUACAUCAGUGUCUUUGUGUCUUUUGUUUAUUUAUUUUAUAAAGGACUAAAAUUUAAUCAAAGUAGUCCUGUCAAUUUGCAGAGGUUUUCUUGUUCUUAUAUUAUUGUAUAUAUAUAUUUUUUUAAUUCACUUUAUUUGAAUCCUUAAGAAAAAGGAUUUGGCAAUCUUUGGCAAUGGGCAGAACUGAAGCUAAGUUCACUUUUAGUUGCCAUGGUAAUCCAACAAUCACAAGAAUACAACAGAAGAACAUCAUGGACAGAGACGAAAAAAUGAUGGAGGUCUGAUACUGAAAAUAGAUAUAGAAAUACAUGUAAUUAAGAUAAAUCAAUACGUACAAAACUUAACAAAGAAAAAAAAAUAAUAAUAAUAAUUAACCUAUUCUCCUAAAAAUACAAAAAAAAAAUUAAAACUAUUGAGAGCUGAUCAUUGGGUAGGGUUGCUGGCAUAGCAGUCCUCCUAUUAUAUGUUAGGAAGAAGUAGGGUCAAUGACAUUGCUUCUGCUUUGUAAGUCUUCUAGAGUAUUGAAAGAAGGGGCAGUGAUUGCUGCUUAUUAUUGAUUUGUUUUUGGGGCAGCCCAGGUAUGGUUUUAAUAUUUUUGUUUUAGCUGGUGGUCUGCAAAUAGAUUUCCCCAGUUAUCAAGCUGCCAAAAUGUAAUACUCUGAAAAAAAAACUAAAGUCGGAACUGUAAUAAAUAAACAAUUAAUUUGGUAAAAUUAUUCUGCGCAAAUUGUAAUAGAUUCUAAAGGGUUUAGUCACUGAUUUGUUGGAACUAUGUAUAUGUGUAAGACUACUCUCAAAUACACAUUUGAAAAAGUCCUUUUGUGACGAAACGCGUUAUGGAUAUUUGAAUAUUGUGUUUUUUAUAUAUAUAUUAAAGUAUUAUUGGUCAUUCAUUUGUGCCAAUUAUCUUUUUUAUAGACACAUACUUUUCUCUUUUACCCUGGCCCUUUUAUUGUUAUUUUAAUUUUUUAACUGGUUUUAAAAGAAACCUUAAAAAUUUCUGGAAGUUUCCUGUACCCAAAGAAAUCCGUAAGGUGGGGAUCAAUCCACCCAAGCUAUCAUCAAAGAGCAGUACGUCUGCUCUUACUUUGUAAGUACAUUUCUUUUAUUUUUUUACUACUAUCUGCCAUACAGUGAGCACUAUUGGUUGUUUUGUUUUAUUCCGAGAAUUGGAUACCACUCACGGAAAGGAACCUGCCCUAUAUCCCAUAAGCGGGGAUUAAACCGCUGUACGCGCUUCACUCCAGAGCUGGACAUUAGCUCUGAUAAAUGUGAGUUUUAUAUCAUUACUCUUACUUCUAGAUUCGAAUUUUACAUACUACACCAUUGGUUGUCCCUUUUUUUCUCUUUUUAUCUUUUAUUAAGUGAAAUCACCAUAAUAAAUAGAAGACCUCAUCAAUCAAGGACACCAGUAAGAACUAACUAAUUGGACUUUCCUUAUUUUACUUACAUUGGACUUUAUUUUAUGUGCGCAGCCUUUUAUUGUUUUUAUUGUACUCUCAAAUACACGUUAGGAAAACCAACAAAAACAGUCAUUUCUGUGUUAUAUAAUAUUAAUACCGUAUAUGUUUUAUAAUAUUUCAGAGUUUAGAUUGUUGCGUUUUUGGUCCAAUAGCAUUGUGUGACUCUGAAUGGUUCAUGGUCAAACUCUAGAAGAAAAAUACAACAUGUUUUUAAACUAUACGUAUGAUGUGUAUAAUGUUGUAAUGUAGAAAUAAAAAAGUUUAAAAAUUAUUGUAAUAUAUUGUUAGUUUAAUGUUUUUUUUUCCCUUUGAAUAACAAAUUUGAACCAAAUAACAAGUGUCUAUAAUUCCUAGAUCCAAAGAGCUGCCUUAAUUUUCCCUUUUUCAUACAGAAGGAAAGCCGCCUGUUUGAAAAACCACAUCGUCCUGGUUAUACUCUCUUCUGCGUCUGUUUCAUUAGAGCUUUUAAGCAAAGAAUGGAAGUGGCUUCUUGUGAUAUUUACGUUUGAUGUGGGUGAUCUCGCGUCAUUUGGUUCCCUUGGAGGAGGUACAGAACCGGAAAUAAGUCAGACAGAAUAUUAA